Molecule: messenger RNA, 4019 nt
Organism: Oryza sativa Japonica Group (Japanese rice)
Lineage: Eukaryota; Viridiplantae; Streptophyta; Magnoliopsida; Poales; Poaceae
Product: receptor-like serine/threonine-protein kinase ALE2
Biological process (GO): protein phosphorylation
Molecular function (GO): ATP binding; protein kinase activity
Source: RefSeq, a predicted model, not a curated record
CACGCGCCGCUACUCCCCCGCACAACAUCAACCAGAAACGUCUCCUCGUCACCACUCGCCACAAGUCCACCGCAGCACGGCGCCCUCUCCUCUCCUCUCCUCCGUCUCCCGCCUGCCGCGAAACCAAACCUCGAAAAUAAAACCAACAGUUUCCCUCGCGGCCGCGCGCGGAGACGAGUAGACGACAGCGAAUCGCUGCCGGUUUGGGGCGCGCGCGGAUCGCGGCGGAGGGAGGCAAGCCUUUCGGUUUGGUCCGCCACCACCACCACGGCCACCGCGCCUCCGCCUCAGCGUCCGCGAUUUUUUUUUUUAUCUUUUGGUUUUGGAUUUCCCCUUGUCAAAACUGGCAGGAUUCUUCUGCCUGCCCGAGCCUGACUACUGUUGGGUUCGUGCUCGCUGCUCCCCCACGUUUUGUUUUACUAGUCGCCGCCGCACCGAAUAUUUUUCCCACCUCGCUCGCCACGCCGCCGACACCCGCCGUCCGCUUCCGCGGCUGCCCCGCGCGCCGGUGCUGUGUCGCCGGGCUGCGGCGGAGGAGUGCCGACCUUUUCCUCCGGGGUGAAUGAGAGAGAUGUGAUCGUGGCGAAUCCCGAGCUCUGCCGCUGGGCUGGGAGGCGGGGAAGGGAGGACAGGAGAUGGGGCGGCGUGGAGGAGGAGGACGAGCGGGAGGCGCGUGGAUUGGUGGCUGUGUACUUGCGCUCGCCGCCACCUUGGUCGUCUGCGUGCUCGUGAUCCGUGGAGCUGGAGGUUUGAAGCAAUAUCAUGCUCCUGCCUUCGCUCGAAAAAUUCUUCUUUCCAUAACAAGCGGACAUCCACAAGAUAACUUGAAUAUUGUACUUCAUCCGUCACAGUUACAAACCCCAAGACUCCAAAGCUUAGGACUAAAUGUAAAACCACCUGCAGCAACUAGCAGACGUGUUAACGUACAGCAGGAACUAUAUGCACCAAGCCCAACGAUCAGCCACAGAGGUCUUGCUAUUCCUCCACUUCCAACAACUUCACCCCCAGUUUUCCCACCUCCCAUCAGAUCUUAUCCUCCACUUCCUGCAAAUAAGCCAUACCCCAAUAGACCAGCAGUGUCUCCAGCAUCAAUAAUCCAUCCCACCAACCAUGGGAAGGCCCAUGGAGUUCCAAUUGCAGCACAUUCAAAAGAAAGGCAUCAUCAUUCCAUGCUUGUAAAUAAUACACAUGGAAAUACCCAUGCAGGUCCAGUUGUGGCACCUCCAAAGGGAAGGCAUCACCAUUCUUUGCCUGUAAAUAAUACCCGUGUAAAAGGACCUGCCUAUUCUCCUUCAAAUUCUCCCAGUAUCCAUAGAAAACAUGGCAUUCCAGUUGCUGCACCUCCAAAGCAACAUUCCAGCAAUUUACCACCUUCACAUCAUAGGCCCCACAAAGGAUCCUUUCCUGUCAUAAGCCCUACUCCACAUAAAGCUGAUAAUGCUUCUGCGACGAAACAUGGACGUUCUGGCUUACACCAUAGUCCUGCACCUGCACCUGUAGGCUUGCCUCCAUCUGAAGGAAAUGCACGAGGAAAUCCUGCGUAUGCACCACGUCAUCCCCAUGAAUAUCACUCGCCUUCAAAUUCUCCAGAACCUGGUCUACCACCUGUGAAUCCGCCCGACAGUCAUGCAUUUAAAAAGCCCAAGAGUUUGGCACCAGCACCCCAAUCAUUUCCGCCACCGCCUCCGAGUUCAUAUUGCAUGGCGUUAAAUUGUCAAGAUCCUCUGACCAAUAGUCUCCCUGGAACUACAUGUCUUUGUGUGUGGCCAAUAAAAGUUGAGCUUCGUUUAGGUAUAGCUUUGUACACAUUCUUUGCAUUGGUAUCAGAACUUGCACAAGAUAUUGCAUCUGGAGUGCUCAUGAAACAAAGUCAAGUUCGUGUAAUGGGAGCAAAUGCUGCAACUGAGGACCCAGAGAAAACAGUUGUCCUUAUUGAUCUUGUGCCACUGGGAGAAAAAUUUGACAAGGCAACAGCACUUUUAGUAUUUGAAAGGUUUUGGCACAAGCAGGUCAACAUAAACUCUAUGCAUUUUGGAAACUAUGAUGUGUUAUAUGUUACCUACCAAGGUCUUCCUCCGUCGCCACCAACAGCUCCCAGGAUGAACAAUGGUCUUAGCAAUGUUAAUGAUCCAAGGUUGCAUCCACUUGCUGUUGAUGUGGGAAACCACAGAGAAACAAAAAGCAGGGGCAUAAUUGUUAUAAUUGUUCUUUCAAGUGUCUUUGCUUUUAUUUUAUGUUCUGGAGCUGCGUUGGUAAUUUGUUUCAAGAUUAGAAACCGCAACCAUUUAACUGAAGAGUCACCUAUGCCACCGAAGCCUGCAGGUCCUGGGUCUGCAGUUGUUGGGAGCAGGCUAGGAAGCAGACCUAUUUCAGCAUCUCCAUCUUUCAGCUCAAGCAUAGUGACAUAUAAAGGGACAGCGAAAACAUUUAGCUUGAUUGAGAUGGAAAGAGCUACACAAAGAUUUGACAACUCCAGAAUUAUUGGCGAGGGUGGUUUUGGACGUGUUUAUGAAGGUAUUCUUGAGGAUGGAGAACGGGUUGCUGUCAAAAUUCUUAAGAGGGACGACCAGCAAGUUACACGGGAAUUUUUAGCUGAGCUUGAGAUGCUUAGCCGAUUGCAUCACAGAAACCUGGUUAAGUUGAUAGGUAUAUGCACAGAAGAACAUAUCCGGUGUCUUGUGUAUGAGCUUGUUCCAAAUGGUAGUGUGGAAUCUCACUUGCACGCAGGAUCAGAUAAGGGAACUGCUCCACUUGAUUGGGAUGCUAGGCUUAAAAUUGCACUUGGUGCUGCACGUGCUCUUGCUUAUUUGCAUGAAGAUUCUAGUCCCCGUGUCAUACACCGUGACUUCAAGUCAAGUAACAUCUUAUUGGAACAUGACUUCACCCCCAAGGUGUCAGACUUUGGCCUAGCAAGAACAGCCAUAGGUGAGGGGAAUGAGCAUAUUUCAACUCGUGUUAUGGGAACUUUCGGGUAUGUUGCUCCUGAAUACGCAAUGACUGGGCAUCUUCUAGUAAAGAGUGAUGUCUACAGCUAUGGUGUCGUCCUCCUUGAGCUUCUUACCGGAAGGAAACCGGUGGAUAUUUUGAGACCUCCAGGGCAAGAAAAUUUAGUUGCAUGGGCUUGUCCUUUUCUUACUAGCAGAGAUGGCUUGGAAACAAUAAUUGAUCCAUCACUUGGAAAUAGCAUCCUAUUCGAUAGCAUUGCAAAAGUAGCAGCUAUUGCUUCUAUGUGCGUGCAGCCUGAGGUGGAUCAGCGCCCAUUUAUGGGUGAAGUUGUUCAAGCUUUGAAGUUGGUAUGCGAUGAAGGCAGCGAGUUCAAUGAAUCAGGAAGUUUCAGCCAAGAUUUACAUAUUCAGGAUUCUGGGAUUAUAAGUAGAGCAAGCCUGGAUGUGGACGUAGAACCUGUUGUAUCUGCUGAGCUGUUCAAUGCAUCAGCACAUUAUGACACUCUUGAUGCAUCUGGUUCUUUUCGACGAUAUUCAAGUUCAGGUCCUCUUAGGGUAGGUAGAACCGGGCACAAUAGGGAGAGGGGUUUAUCAACUGGUAGCUCAAGCGAGCACUGUGGUACACAAAGAUUCAGGAUAGAUUCAGAGUAGUCAGCUUGCAGGCUUCUUUUGACGAUGUGGGGCUGUGUUCAUUGGCUUCUUUUCGCAAGCCACAUUUCAUAUUCAUUGUGAAUAUCUGUGAAGAGCACUGAGCAAUAUCACCAGCUUCUGCCGGGACAAGGACCAGUUUUCGAAGAGCACUGAGCAAGACUGCAAGAGUACCAACAUCUCGUCCCGUCCCGUCUCUGUUUAUACAGUUCUAGAGAUCUAUAAAGCCGGUUCCUUUUUUUUAGUGGAAAGUAAAGCCGGUUCAUCAACUGCGGUUCAUCAACUGUAAAUGUUCAUGUACCUUCCCAAGUGUAGCCAUUCCUUUCGCAUGGAAGGUAAGUGAAAUAUCAGAUGAAAUGAAGGGUAUUUUUGCCUGUCAUCCUUUCAUCCGGUUCAAUGAAAUGGAGUCUUGCAUGAUUUACUGCA